This is a messenger RNA of Polypterus senegalus (gray bichir), 5094 nucleotides long. Its product is annotated as liver-expressed antimicrobial peptide 2-like. Lineage: Eukaryota; Metazoa; Chordata; Cladistia; Polypteriformes; Polypteridae. The coding region runs from base 98 to 370 and encodes 90 amino acids. The transcript has 3 exons. Gene Ontology annotation, biological process: antimicrobial humoral immune response mediated by antimicrobial peptide; defense response to bacterium. The record is from RefSeq and is a predicted model, not a curated record.
UGCUACAAUUGAUUGAGAAGUCCGAAAAGGGGGAACAGAAAAACUGCAUUUCAGCUGCCCUUAGGCUCCAAAGAAUUUCCAGCUUUACUUCUUCAAGAUGCAUACAGAGACAAUCACCUUUCAGAUUGUAGUUGUGUGCAUUGCAUUGCUAAUGGUCAGCCAGCAGAUUUCAUCUAUUCCAAUCCAGUCUGAGCUAUCCAAAUCCAGAUCAGAAAGCCUGAAGGUUCUACACAGGAUGGCACGCAUGACCCCCCUCUGGAGAUCAAUGGGCAGCAAGCCUCAUGGGGCAUAUUGCCAUGACCACCAUGAAUGUUCCACUAAGAUGUGCAGCAAUGGACACUGUUCGCUUAGCCAGCCACACAAAUUAUAGAAGACUCCCGGUGAAGACAAGACCGACAGUUCGCGGGCUGCAUUCCCAAUGGCUUCAUUCCUUGAAAUCCUUUAAUGUAGCUGUAGUGCAUACUAUACGCUGAAGAUCUGCCUGCCUGCGACUUGACUACAAGGACUUCGACUGAAGGACCUCGAAAGCAGAGGAACACGACUGACCUGAUGGGCACAUGAUGAAAAGAAAUCUCCUCAUUUUAUUGGCAAUGUCGGGUGUAUAAUCGAUUUCAAUCUGCUCGCUCCCUAAACCUUAUAGUUUAAAUUUGGCGGGCAAAUUGUCAGCGGGAACUCCGCCUAUACCCGCGAGAAGUCUUCUCGUUUUACAGCUUGAUCUUUCAGUUAAAGGCAGUCGGAUGCUGUCCACCGCAAAAAAAGCGAUGCUACUUUGCAAAUAUACUUGACUUUAUUGAAAUCUUAGACCUGCUUGUUAUAACAUGAAUAUUUCAACAAUAGCAAUUAACACAUAACAACGAAGGUAAUGUGUUAAAGACAUAGCUGGAUUUGGAGGUCUAAAAUACCAUAUAACAUCCAAACGACUUAGUUGUUAAUCAGUACUUGAUGACAUAUCAGAUACAUGUUUUUGUGUAGGUGGUUAAAAUAUUCAAAAUGAAAGAUGCGACAUAGAUUAUGGGCCGAUAGAAAUAAUUAGAUAUACAUAACAUGCAUCCUAAUCACUCAAAUAGUAGCUGUAAUUUAAAUGGAAUUAAAGAACCUGUAUUUUCAGCGCUGGACAGAUUUCCUUAUUUGGAAUUUUUAAAAAUUGAGACGAGUCAUGAGCUUGCGAUGUGUGCGUCAAGAUAGCGGCAUUUGAGUUUAGUGGAAGCGAGACGGCACCAUUCGCGACAUCUGAUAUGUGACUCCGUCUACGAAGUGUUGUGACUAAACAGCCAGCGGGAGUCACGACGGCCUUACUCAGCCGGUUUGAGACGCCGAAGGACUGCUCGUUUUUUUCUCGUUUGUGUUGACCACUUAUUGCCGUAAGCUGUAAACAGAAAUUUGAAUUUGAUUAACCUUUCUGAAAUGAAACGCAAACUUAAGAUGUCUUUGGAGGGAAAAAAACGAGAUGUUUGAUUCGUUGUCUAGUUGUAACUAUAAUUUUAAAUCCUUUAUAAAAUAUUGUAUUCCUCCUUUAUGAUUUGUUUUUGCAAAUACAUUUGCUGUAUGACAUAUAUAGUGAUUUGUGUUUAAGUGGAAAUAGUAAUUGCAUGUAAAGCAGGGACUGAGUUCAUCCCAAAGGCCAAUAUUCACCAGUUUAUUUAUUUUUCUACAUGUGCCUUUUCCAUUUAUGUUCAAGCCAAAAACAUGUGUUUAGAUGGUACCUAUUCAUCCGUUUUCUUAAUGGCUGUGCUAUUUCAGAGUCAUGAUUGGCUGUGCUUAUUCUAGCAGAAGUGGGUGCAAAGCGGGGGUGUUAUGAACAUAUAUGGGCCCCUUGGGCACAAAGUCUGAUUGUCACGGAUGUCCUCGUUUCAAAUCAGAUGGGACAUUGAAUUCCACUUGGCACAGAUAUCAUGGGCCGCAUGGCGAAAGCCAUGUGAGUACCGUUAUCCGAUGCAUCUUUUUACCGAAAAAUGGUGCGCUAACGGGACAGAACAGGUCCCCCCUAAUCCAGUUCAGAAGCUUUGGUUGAAUCAGCCCUACGGGUCUCCAAUCCAUCAGACUGCCAGCACUGGCUCACAGGGCACAUUCGCAGUAUCCCCAGGCAUACCUCUUUGGGGAUGUGGGAAGAAAAAUUGUCGUCUGAUUAAAUCAAAAGCCGAUGUACACACCUUUGAUUGUGCUUGGCUAAAACCUUUAAAUUCAUACAAACUGACCGUUACCCACGGAUGAUUUAUACUUUUGCUGCAUGUGUUCCAAGGAUAAUUGGAGAAUAUUUAUGUCUGGCAAAUAAAGAGAAUCGUGUAACAGGUUUUGUUUAACGAUAAUGUCAUAAAAGAAAGAAAGAAAGAAAGAAAGAAAGAAAGAAAGAAAGAAAGAAAGAAAGAAAGAAUUGGAACCACAAAGACGAUAGGCUGAAAAUUAUCCAAUUCUGGAAAUACUGAUUGCAAUAGAUAAAUAAGUUGAGUAGCGAAAAGAGAUGUCAAACCCCUCAAAUGUCUCGUGUAAGUAAAAAGAAAGAGAGUCGAAAACGUGUUAACGGCCCAAACUAUGAAGAGAUGCCCCCGACAUUCCAAGGUACUGUAUGUUGUGAACAUGUUUAGGUUAUGAAAAUGAGUUCCCGGUCAGAGUUAUGAAUUUCCUUAAAGGUCACUUAAAUAUAAACUAUUUCUUAAUGAUUCCGUGCAGUUCACCUAUUUCCUCGAAUGAUCUUGCGCAUAAGGAUGUGAAAGUUAUACACUUAAUUAUUAAGACGUAUUUCUUAUUUUUAGCAGUUUUUUCAUCCAGUAAAUUCUCAACUUUUUCAUCUGAAUAAGAUUGCGGCAAAAGUCACGUACAGAAAGGCAUACGUUUUCAGUUAAUCAGUGUAAAGCUGAAUUGACGUACACGAUGUCGUAAUCUGCCUCUAGAUAGUACGUCGACCCGUUUUAAGUAAUACAGCGAGCUGAAUCAACUAGUUUCAGGUCUCUGCAAUUUACAUAUCCCACACUUACUGUUUUUUGGUAAAGCAUUUUAUGAUGACGUUAAUUGCGGAUGAAUGACACUAAGCAGAAAAAGACUUAUGGUCAACCUAAAAUGAGCUGCACACGAUACAUUGUAAUUGGGAUGUGGUGUAUGUUUCGUAUAAGAGAAGUAGUAAUAACCUACACAUCAAAAAUUCUUUCUGUCACAAUUCGAAUCCUUCGGUUACAGGGGGUAUUCCACAAGUAUUCCGCAAGCAGCAGACGCAUUUGCCUGCAUAACCUGGACGCCAAUUAGUUUUGGAUUGUAAACGCACGCGCCCUUGCUCAAACUGCAUUAAUUAUACAAGCAUGAAGUUAAGAUGUACAUCCUCAGCCUGUGACAAAUAAGUUACACGAUGAUGAAAGUCCAGCAAUCACGACAUGCAGAUGGCAGCCCACACUAUAAAAAAUCAAGGUGCCAAAGAUUUCUGUUUUGUCCAUAUAUUAAGAAUCUUUUCAAAACCCAAAGAACCAAUUUUAUAUGUAAAGACGCCUUUCCAGAAUGAAAUGGGUAUUUUUAAAGCAAUGGUUCUACGAGGAACCAUUUAGCUCAAUAAAGUUGUGUAGUGUGCAAACAACCAUUAUUUUUAAGAGUGCAUGCAGCUGUAUAAGCGCUGUUGUGGCUGGCAACACCACAUUUUUAGUAUUCUACGGAUAACCAUUCGACAUUUUGUACGGCGUAUUGUGAAACAAAGGACAAAAUCGUACAUCAUUUCUCCAUCCAUAUUCAGAACAGCAUAAGCAAUAACCGAAUGUUUGGAUACUCCAUAAGGAAGCUCCCCCAUACUCGAAAAACAUGUACAUGUUGGGCUUGAUUAGCAUGAUAAAUUAACCGUGCAGUGUCAGUGUGCCACAUGAACUAGGGCUUUAUUUAGGGCUGCUCCCACUUUGUCCUCAUAAUGCCGGGAUAAACUUCGACUUCUGAGAUUUUAUAUUUAUGGAAUUCAGCCGGCUCAAUUUUCUUAGACGAUAAGCACUCUUUUCACUUUUCCAUAAGACUCUGAGCUAUCUGUACUGACGGCCUUUUUUACUCGCGCAGAUGACCGCUUAACUUUCUGUGUGAUCGCUUCUUGUGUCGAUUUUUGCCCGUUCUUAAGCUAGUUAAGGUUCGUUCUGGAAGUUCCUAAAGCUAAAGAUCUGCGCCUACGUUGCUCUGUCCAGCGUACGGGGUGGGCAUUGUAAUGGACUGGCAUGUUCUUGCCUUGAGUCUAUUGCUGCCGGUAUUCCUUCUGGAUCUCAGCGAGUUUUUUGUGGAAAAUAAAGUUCAGAAAAUGGGUCCUGCUUGAACAUUGCAGUUAUAAUAAUAAUAAUAAUAAUAAUAAUAAUAAUAAUAAUAAUAAUAAUAAUAAUAACAACACGUGUUGUUAUUAUAAUUAUUAUUAUUAUUGGACUUGUAAUUUGUAUUUGUAAAAAAAUAUACUCGAUGUGAAAAAUGCGAGUCGUUUCCAGCACAUUGGUGUUUGACACCACACUAGAUGCUUUGGUACUUUUAAUUAUUAAAAUAGUAAAAUCGACUCAUUGUCCAUUUUCCGUAUUUGUAGGAAUUUGUCUAACCAUGCAGAGCAUUUCAUAUUCACGAAUACUGGCAAACAAAGACAAUAAGACAUGGAAACAUCAAAUGUAAUUUUUACUGAGAUUAUGAAAAGCGUUGGUAAUGGCUUUAGUUAGGUGGCACUGGGUAUUUGUGACAUGAUGUUAUUUUAUUUUGCACAGUGAUAUUUUUAGGAGCUUGCUUCUCCCCUUUAAGGCGAUUCUCAAAUUAGGAAUAAGUCCGGCCUCUGAAAGCCCCGCUGGGCUGGUGCGCUUCUUAAUGAACGGUAAACUACGACCCAGCUCUGCCGGAGCUCUCAUUCCACCCGAGUAGACCCCUCUGUGCACUUUCUGAAAUUUUGAUGGUGUUAAACGGUUUUUUUUUUUAUUUAAUUUCUGCUAACUUGUGACUGUUUGUGAAAUAAUUUAUUUUGCUUUGCUACUUUUAUAAAAGGAUUGUAUGCUUGUAUUUGUUGUGCUUGUAUGUCUAUUUUGGAAUCUAUUUUGUCUUCCAAAUACUUUCGUUUUACAAUUUGCUGGGUUCAGUAACCUUAUUAUAUCAUUAAAGCCAACUUUAAACAUC